UGCUUCAGAGAUCUGAUCUUCAGACAGAAAGCAGGUAGACCCAGGUUGUAUGAUGGAGAGUAAGAGGAAGAGGGUAGAGGUGAAAUAGAUUGUGUAUGAAGAAUAGAAAGAAGUGGAAAUGAGAGUGUACGGGUGUAUAAACAGAUGAUAUAAUGGAGAAAAAAAAUGUAAUUGGGCAAACCAGGUGUAUUUGAUCAUUUAGGGAGAGGGUUGUCAAUUCUUGUCCUGCAACUAUGCUUUUCAACACGUUCUUAUAGCAUUGAUUGGGAAGCAAAUGAAUCCAGAACCUCUGAAGAUUUCUCUCACUGCACCUUUCCCCUAGCCAAGGAAGUUGAAAUGGACCCGGGGGGCCCAUCGCCCCUCAUGCAUUUUGUGGUGGCGAAGAAGACUAUCAACGGUAUAUUUGAUCAGUUGCUGGAGUACGUCAAAGAGGGCUCAGAGUUUGUGGACGAGACAUGGCGAAGUGCGGAUCUGGAGCAGGUCGCAGUGGAGGAGCAGUGCCUUGAAAUCCAGACCUGUGCUAGGAAACUGGCCACCAUUCGGGAGGUGCUGGCGCGUAGGCACAUGAAGGUAGCCUUUUUUGGGAGGACGAGUAAUGGUAAAAGCACAGUGAUCAAUGCCAUGCUGAGGGACCGGGUGCUGCCCAGCGGCAUUGGCCACACCACCAACUGCUUUUUGAGGGUGGAAGGCACAGACGGGGACGAUGCCUACCUCACCACCGAGGGCUCUGAUGACAGAAAAAGCGUCAAGUCAGUCAAUCAGCUGGCCCAUGCCCUGCAUAUGGAGCGCAGUCUAGACUCAGGCUGCCUAGUGAAGGUGUUCUGGCCCAAGUCCAGGUGUGCCCUGCUGAGGGAUGACCUCGUUAUUAUGGACAGCCCAGGGACUGAUGUGACCUCUUACCUGGACAGCUGGAUCGACAAGUUCUGUCUGGAUGCUGACGUCUUUGUGUUGGUGGGCAAUGCAGAGUCCACACUGAUGAACACAGAGAAGCUGUUUUUCCACAAAGUGAGCGAGCGAAUAUCCAAGCCAAACAUUUUUAUCCUGCACAACCGCUGGGAUGCCUCUGCGUGGGAGCCCGAGUACAUUGAUGAACUCCCUCAGGUGCGUAAGCAGCACAUGGACCGCUGUGUGAGUUUCCUGGUGGAGGAGCUGAGGGUGGUGAGACAAGAGGAGGCUCCAGGCCGGAUCUUCUUUGUGUCGGCCAAGGAGGUGCUCAGCUCCAGGAUGCACUGUGCCCAGGGCAUGCCCGAGACAGGUGAGAUCGGUGGCGCUUUAGCAGAGGGAUUUCACGAGAGACUGAGGGAGUUCCAGAGAUUCGAGAGGACUUUUGAGGAGUUCAUCUCACACUCUGCGGUCAAGACCAAGUUUGAGCAGCACACGCUCAGGGCGUGGCAGAUCACAGAAGCAAUCAAAGCAGUCAUGGACGCCAUAAAUAUCGCAUCCGCCGAAAGGAAGAUAUUUUCCCUGGAGGACCGAGAGGACCAGAAGGACCGUCUAGAGUUUGUCAGAGGCCAACUUAACCGCCUGACCGAGAACGUCAAAGAGAAGAUCAACACCAUAACAGAUGAGGUGGCUGCCAAGGUGACCGUUGCCAUGGUGGAGCAGAUUCGUGGUCUCCCAGCGCAGGUUGAUGAGUUCAGUGCUGAUUUUACACCACAUGCAUUGCCGCUCUACAAAGCAAAGCUUAUGAUGCAUGUGGAAGAGAGGAUGAGUACAUGUUUGGCCUUUCGUUGUUCUACUGGGAUCAUUGGCCACAUGCAGUCAUGCCAGAAAAACAUGAUUGAGAAUAUUAGGCCGCUGCUGCCCCCUGAUGUCCAGGAGCAGUUCCACAUUCACCUACCCAGCAGGAAGUUUGUCCUGACCUACGACCUUAACCUGGCCACCCUCUGCGCCGACUUCCAGGAGAACAUCGACUUCCAGUUCUCUCUCGGCUGGACUGCCCUUGUCAGUCGAUUCAUUGGGCCGAGCAAUGCCAAAUGUGCCCUGACGGCCAUGAACCAGAAGUUUCAGAAUACCUCUCCUACUGCACUCCAGGCACAUGGUGGAACCAGCCUACAGGACCACAUGGUCUUUUCAAUGGCAACAGGUGUUGUGUCACUCACCUCCAGAGCCUCCAUGACUGUGCUUGUCAUUGGCGGAGUGGUGUGGCGCUCAGUGGGCUGGAGACUCAUCACCCUCUCCGCAACACUUUAUGGCCUGCUCUACCUGUACGAGAAGCUGACGUGGACCAACGCCUCCAGGGAAAGGGCUCUGAAGCAGCAGUUUGUGGAGCUCGCCAUCCACCGACUUAGGGCCAUCAUCCCCUUCACCAGUGGGAGCUGCAGCCAGCAGGUUCACCAGGAGUUGGCAACGACCUUUGCCCGUCUGUGCCAGCGGGUUGACCUGAGCGAGGUGGAGCUGGAGGGGCACAUUCGACUGCUGAGUGGCAGGAUCCAGAGACUGGAGAACGUCCAGCGACGCUCCAAGACUCUCAGACACAGAGCCACAGAUCUGGAGUCUCAGCUGGAGGCAUUCUCUGCCCAGUAUCUGCAGAAUCAGUGCUGAGUGAACAGAUCCUCACAAGGAGAUACAUUGAGGUUUUCAAUGGAACUGGUUCUGAAAGGGUCUGUGGUACCAUGAUCAUUCUAUACAAAAACUACUCAAUUUCCAAGAACCAAUUUAAAACCAAAAACAGACAUUCCCACAACUUCCAAGGAACCAAAUGUUCUAGCUGGAUAGCAUCUGGAUGUGUCAUUGCAUGUGUUAUCGCAUGGGGCACAUCUCACACAGGUACAGUGCAUUUGGAAUGUAUUCAGACCCCUUGACUUUUUCCACAUUUUCUUAUGUCACAGACUUAUUCU
Messenger RNA from Oncorhynchus tshawytscha (Chinook salmon), 2840 nucleotides. RefSeq names its product mitofusin 1a (gene mfn1a). Lineage: Eukaryota; Metazoa; Chordata; Actinopteri; Salmoniformes; Salmonidae. The record is from RefSeq and is a predicted model, not a curated record. The transcript has 18 exons. Gene Ontology annotation, cellular component: mitochondrial outer membrane. Gene Ontology annotation, biological process: mitochondrial fusion; mitochondrion localization. Bases 337 to 2544 code for a protein of 735 amino acids. Gene Ontology annotation, molecular function: GTPase activity; GTP binding.